UGUACUGAAAGGGUUUUAUUAAUUUAACACUACACAAUCCCUCUCUCACCUACUUUCUCUAUCCAUUGAUUGUGCCGAUCUCCACUCUGCCACCGUCCAUUUCCUCUGACGCCGAUCAACUCCUCCGUCUGAUAAUGUCUUCCGACCAAUCAUCUCCUCCGGCCGAGCAUCAGCAGAGUAUCUCAUGUGAAAAUGAUCGUACUGCAGAGUCUCCAGCCAAGAUGCUUCGACGAAUUCUGAGCUCACCAGGACUUCAACAGACCCCUGCUUGUUUUGAUGCUCUCAGUUCCAAGUUGGUGGAGAGAGCAGGCUUUAACGUUGGCUUUACUAGUGGGUUCUCAAUAUCAUCUGCUAGACUGGGAAUGCCAGAUACGGGACUUAUAUCUUAUGGAGAAAUUGUGGAACAGGGGAGACUUAUUACCGAUGCUGUGUCGAUUCCUGUAAUUGGGGAUGCUGAUACUGGAUAUGGCAAUGCCAUGAAUGUAAAAAGAACUGUCAAGGGAUAUAUUAAAGCUGGUUUUGCUGGGAUUAUGAUUGAAGAUCAGGUAUUACCAAAAGCCUGUGGUCAUACUCGAGGCAGGAAAGUGGUGUCGAGAGAGGAAGCAGUGAUGCGGAUAAAAGCAGCCGUUGAUGCUCGGGAGGAGAGUGGGUCUGACAUUGUUAUUGUGGCACGGAGUGAUGCUCGUCAAGCAGUGUCUUUUGAAGAAUCACUCUGGAGGACAAGGGCUUUUGCUGAUGCCGGAGCAGAUGUACUUUUCAUUGACGCACUAGCUUCAAUAGAAGAAAUGAAGGCUUUUUGUGAAACUGCUCCCCAAAUUCCUAAAUUGGCCAAUAUGCUUGAAGGAGGGGGCAAGACACCAAUACUUACUCCUUCUGAACUUGAGGAUAUUGGAUAUAAGCUUGUGGUCUAUCCACUUUCUUUACUCGGGGUUUCGAUUAAAGCAAUGCAGGAUGCACUCAUUGGUAUCAAAAAUGGCCAUGUUCCACCUCUUGGAACCAUGCCAUCUUUUGAAGAGAUAAAAGAGAUUGUCGGUUUUAAUCGGUAUUAUGAGGAGGAGAAACGUUAUGCUACUAGCAGCCUGCUGUCUUCACAAAGUUGUGAGUGAGAGACCUCAUUGUGUUUUUCUACUCAAAAAGCUCAUGGUAAGGCAAUCCUUCCAUCUAAACUGUUAAUGGAAUUGUCUUAACAUUGGCAUUGGCUUUGUCAUUGAUGGACAUGUACUAUUUUAUCUGUAUUAUGCAAAUUUUUAUCGUGAUAACUUAACUAUGGACCUCAUGGUUGGAAUAAGCAAGUGGCUAACUAGCUAUUUGAGGAGCUCCCUACUUUGCUUGGAUGAUUUUCCUUCUAUAAAACAAAGUAACACCGAGCUUUCAAAAGGAAUAGUGACUCUCUUUCUUUGAUUCAAUAAUGCAAUUAUGUAAUAAAAGUGGCAGUUUUAUAUUA
Messenger RNA from Humulus lupulus (European hop), 1444 nucleotides. RefSeq lists its product as uncharacterized. Gene Ontology annotation, molecular function: catalytic activity. The coding region runs from base 135 to 1106 and encodes 323 amino acids. The transcript is spliced from 6 exons. Lineage: Eukaryota; Viridiplantae; Streptophyta; Magnoliopsida; Rosales; Cannabaceae. The record is from RefSeq and is a predicted model, not a curated record.